CGCCUCCCGCCCCCGCGGGCCUGACAGGGGCCGGCCGGUCCCGCCCGCCGCCUCCCGCUUCGGAAGGCCCAAACGCAGGUUGGAGCCCCAGGCCCGGCCCCGGUCCCGCCCCGCCGGCAGGCCCUGCCCCGCCUGAGCGGGAAGACGGGAGCGGCGCGGCUGGGAGCGGCACGGAGCGGCUGCCACCAUGUUGUGCGGGGGCACCUCGGCGGCGCGGCCCGCCACCGACGAGACGCAGCAGAUAGCGGACGAGGUGAAACCUCAGAUAGAAGAAAAAGAAGGGAAAACAUUUGAUGUCUUCACUGCAGUGGAGUUUAAAACUCAGGUGGUUGCUGGAACAAACUACUUCAUCAAGGUCCAUGUUGGCAAUGAUGAGUUCAUGCACCUGCGGGUGUUCAGAAGCCUUCCUCACGAGAAUAAGCCACUGAGUCUCCACAGUUACCAGAGCAGCAAGACUAAGCAUGAUGAACUGGCUUUUUUCUAGCACACUUACCUUGUGCAUUUUCCUAAUGGUUUCUUGUAUGCAUUUUCUAUAGGCUGCAAAAUGUUGAUUGCUGUGCCAACAAAGGAAAAAAGGAAGUGUCUUUUUUUUUAAACUUAAUGCUGGAAAAAACCAAUUUCUUUUAUGGCAUCCCCUUCCUGUGCAAUAUCUAAAUUUUAGAGUUACACAGCUCUCCUUUUGCCUACGCUAAUGCAAACCCAAGUAGCUGCACUGACUUCAGUGCAACUUAAUGGGAAUACUGUGGCUGAGUCCUGUUUGUGGACUUCCUUGUUCUGGAAAUUGAAAGGGGAGUGACACUAGCACUCAUGUAUUUACAGCAAGGACCAAGAGGAAAACCAGAAUCUUUUCUGUGCUCUUUCGCAACUCUGAAUAUAUGUGUACUAUGUAUUUUAUUGGCAAAGACCUGAAGAGAGACUUGAGCUGAAGAAAUUUGGAAGGCAGGAGAAAGAGGAGGAUUAUAGUCUUUAUAGUCUUUUGAAACAACCAUUCCCUUGCAAUCGUGUUUAUCCUCUUGCAGCAGUAGGAUAUAAUGUCCAGUAGAGGGUGUAUGAGUUAAAAAAUAAAAAAAAAACAACUUGAUUGUUUUCUCAGUCCUAAGGAAAAGUCCUGGAAAGGAACUUGAGUUGGACAAGCAUUUCUGCACUAAUAAAUAUUUCUCUUGAAUUGA
Messenger RNA from Chroicocephalus ridibundus (black-headed gull), 1169 nucleotides. RefSeq names its product cystatin-B-like. The transcript is spliced from 3 exons. Gene Ontology annotation, molecular function: cysteine-type endopeptidase inhibitor activity. Gene Ontology annotation, cellular component: cytosol. The record is from RefSeq and is a predicted model, not a curated record. NCBI's taxonomy places the organism in Eukaryota, Metazoa, Chordata, Aves, Charadriiformes, Laridae. Bases 188 to 484 code for a protein of 98 amino acids.